AUGAUCACAUCAAGUCGAUCUGUAAGUGACAUGAAGAUAGAGAAUUCUGACGAUGUUGAAAGAGCAAUCGGUGAUAUGUGUAGUCAUAGAUCUACUGUCUAUGAUAAUAAUACUUCCAACUUGCUGUUUAAACAAGAAGACAGAACAGCAGAAGACGCUCAUGAUGAAAAUGCGUGCCAGACAAGUCGGCUUGUUAAUGUGAAUGAAACUGAAGAGAUAAUGACACAAAAUAACUGGCCAAAUGAUACAGCAGGCAUCACUGCCAAUCACCUUACUCUCCAUCAGAGCGUUGCAAAUUCUAAUACUCUCACUAAUAGUGAGGAUAAUGCAAUGAACCCAACAGGGAAUUCUGUGAAAAUUCAAAAUAGAAAAAGGUAUAAAUGUGAAUACUGCGGUGAAAUGCGGAGUAAUAUCACUGUGCAUCGAAGAAUACACACAGGUGAAAAGCCGUAUCGUUGUAAUAUAUGCCAGUAUGCCAGCACUAACUCAUGGAAUCUUAAAAGACAUUUGAAAGUACACGACAAAAAGCUACAACAACAACAACAACGGUGA
Molecule: messenger RNA, 552 nt
Organism: Trichobilharzia szidati
Lineage: Eukaryota; Metazoa; Platyhelminthes; Trematoda; Strigeidida; Schistosomatidae
Source: the annotation of a GenBank genome assembly